AUCUUUCCACCGUUUGUUCUGUCCCACUACUAGUCAUUACCAAUUAGUUAAGACUAAAGAGUUCAUUUGAUUGCCGAGGGUUCUGGUGUUUCUACUGCUACUUCACGCUUGAUAUUUGAACUUCUGGAAACAAAGAUUUAUCCUUUUGAUCUUGUUUUUGUAAUAUGAUUCUUAUACACCCUACUAGCUAGGGUUCUUCAAGAUACUGCAAUCAAAGGUCACCCUUGGUUGCUAGUGUGAAAUUGCAGUACUCCCCGUUGAGGUUCUAGUUUUGCCUCUAAUGUAAGUUAUGGACGACUUCCCCUUGUCUUCGAAAUUCAAAUGGAGGAUCGAAAAAGUUUCUAAAUUGAACCAGGACAAUCAUUUGUCGCCUACAUUCACUGUAGGUCCUUGUAAAUGGCGAUUGCUGGCUUUUCGUAGGGGAAGAAAUGUAGAUGAUUACUUAUCAGUCUAUGUGGUUGCUGUCGAGUGUACGGACUCCAGAUAUGCAAGAUUCAGUUUGGCUGUUGUUGGUCAAACUAAUAACACGUUCAAGAAAGAAACGGAAGAUCGGAUGUUACAUUUCACGAAAGAGGAAAGUGAUUGGGGGUUUGAUGAGUUUAUACGGUUUAACGAGCUUCUCGAUCCUAGCAAUGGAUAUAUUGUGAAUGAUGCUUGCACUGUUGAAGUAGAAUUGCAUUCGUUUUCGAAACAAGAUUCUAUCAAGCAGGAAUUCUUGCCCAUGGAACUCGUGGAAUCCGGCCAUUCUGGUAUGAAGUUUUCACAUGAGAAAACCAAGAACAGAAAGAAGCUAGCAAAGGACAAUUCUUCAGCUGUUCAAAGGUCUAACUGGGAUAAAAAUGAAAAUUUUCCAGUUUCUUCCAAGUCUAGAAUCGGCGAUCAGUCGACGCCUCCUCCAGUUUCUACUGCAGUUCUUGUUACACCCAAGUCGUUCAAGAAACCAGAUUGUUGUUGGAAGUAUUCCAUUGAUGAAAUCAAAGAUAGGUAUCAUCUUGAUGAGAGAUUCGAAGUGGAGUUCGUCGAGGGAGAAGAUAAGCUGACUGACACACUUAUUAAGAAUUUUCCUUAUGACAGAGAUAACCUAUUGAUUGCGGUCGGCCAGUUGGAGGCCGGGCUACGUUUACCUUUGUACUUCCCGGAAAAUCCUUUCUAUUAUGAGGUGUUGAGUCAACGUGCUGAUAAGAGGGGCAUCUUUCAGUACACCGGCAAUUUCUUUCGCUUUCUGCGUGAAUGUCGCAAACGUAGUAAGGGACGCACUGGGAUGAUGUCUAUCGUUCCUCAGUUUCGUCGUGAGGAUUACACCGCAACCAACUUCAACUGGACUUGGGGUGAUAGCAUAUCGGUGAGGAACAGGUUUCCUUGGUGUGUCGGCCCUCGCCGCAUUUCUUAUAGCCAGGAUCAGGAUUUCUCCGGUAAAGUCGAGCUCCUCUCUGAGUAUAAGCCUAAUAAGGGGAAAAAGUGGUUUGAUAUGGUGCGACUUGAUCAUGACGAAAAGUGGUUCCGGACUCCCUUGCGUAUUAAGGGUCCUUGGGUGAUGGGCUGGUUAACUUCUGGAGAUCCCCGCACCUGCUUUGAGAAAUACUAUCCUCCUUACGAACCAUGGACUCUAAACAUGGUUGCCAGUACUGAAGUGACUUCUGCUUCUCGUUCUACCGAUGGGACUGCCACAGAUGGUGACGAUCCCAGUGGGAAGACUCCACUUGUUCGUCCGAAGCGAAAGCCCGCCCCUGGUGACAAGACUGUUGAGGAUACAACUGUGAAAAGGUCUCGGCCUGAUACAUUGGAUGUCCGGUCUUCUAGUAAGAAUACUGAAGAUGUGGAGAUCCGAAAUGUUGACGGUGAUCUGCAAAUUCUUGACACCUCAACCACCAGCUGUGAUGUGUGUUUGAGUGACAAAUAUACCGUGAAUCCUGCAAAGGGGGAUGCAUCCAUUCCUUCUGUUGAUCCUUUGGCCAACCCACCUGUUGCUACGGAUGUUGUGCCGUUGCCAAUUGGUGAUGCCCCAAGGGUUAUGGAGGAGAAUACUGCUCACGCUGCUCGUUCUGUGAAUUCGAGUGUUCUUGAUUUCGAAGCCGGUGAUGGAGGUAAUGAGUUUGAGGUACCAGGUAGUAUCUUUUGUGGGCCUUUAAAAGAAUAUUCUUCCAGUGCUACUCCUGCUGUGGAAGCGGGUCCAGCUUCUACCCCUGUUGGUGCAAAUCUCACUUCAGAAGUGCAGUCUGGCACCAUGGCUGCGGGUCAAGCUUCUGCAUCUGUUCCUGGUGCAGUGUCGUCCAACAUAAUUGCUUCUGACCCGCUAUCCUCUUCAUCUGGCGUCGAUCCGACGAAGUCCCAUAUGUUCUGUAAUCCCUUUGUUGCUCUUGAAGAGUCCGAGGAUGAGGAUGGGUUGAUGCAGUCCGCCAUGUUGGACUAUGAGUCUGCCUUCUCUUCUCUUGCUAGGUUUGGUGAGCACUGCCGUAUGGCCCGUAAGUUAAACCAUGCCAAAUUCAAAGAUCUUGCUACCCUCUUGUCUGGUACUCAGCAUGACAAGGAUUUGCUGGCGUCAGAGGUUUGCGGUCUUAAGAAGCGGAUGCAGGGAUUGGUCAGUCGUGCAGACGAGGCAGACACUGCACUGGCUAAACAAAUAGAAACCACUAAUGAGCAGCUGAGCAUUGCGAAUUCCCGAAUUCAAGAGCUUGAAAGUUUGAACCAGGAUCAAGCUCUACAACAUGCGGGUGUGCAGCUUCAACUGCAAGAUGAAGUUGCGGGUCUGAAAUCUCAGCUCAAGGGAAACGCUAAUCGGGCCAAGGAAUUUUACGUAAAGUGGGCCAAGGAUCAAGUAAACCAAGCUUUUGACCUAGCUGAAUCUUCUGGGAUGAUGAAGCCUGGUGAAAAGUUCAAACGUCUGGUAUGACUUGAUACCAUCACUUGUCGGUGGAUGAUAGAAGCCCUUAUCAUUUUGUUUUUCCUUGUGACGAUUCUGUAACCUGUGGGAAUUAUUGUUUUUUAGUUGGUCACGUUCGAAUUGCCGAAUAGUUCAUUUCCACCGUCUUAACCAUGUAACUAUCUAAAUCUUUUUUUGCAAAAAGAUUGUAUAGAAGGUUCAAUUUGCGAAAAUUAA
Molecule: messenger RNA, 3097 nt
Organism: Papaver somniferum (opium poppy)
Lineage: Eukaryota; Viridiplantae; Streptophyta; Magnoliopsida; Ranunculales; Papaveraceae
Exons: 12
Coding region: 290-2890 (866 amino acids)
Molecular function (GO): protein binding
Source: RefSeq, a predicted model, not a curated record